Spodoptera litura is the source of this 858-nucleotide messenger RNA. RefSeq lists its product as uncharacterized. The record is from RefSeq and is a predicted model, not a curated record. Lineage: Eukaryota; Metazoa; Arthropoda; Insecta; Lepidoptera; Noctuidae.
GUCAACAUCACUGUCAAAUUUCACAUCAAGUGCAAAAGUACACCUAUCUUUUCAGAACCAAAUAAAAUAUAUAAUCAUGCAGCCACACACAGUUAUUAUCAGAAGAUGAGUGAAUCCAAAUGACUAAUAGGUUCCUGCGAGGCUCAAAAUCACGCCCACAUCCUUCUGUACAGCUUUGCGCGGAUUGCACACAGAAGCUACAACCAAACAUCAGUGAAUCGAGAUCAUCCGUAUCCGUGCCCGGCUCACUCAGCGACAUCAAGAACCACUCCAAAAAUAAUUCAUGUCAAGAAGCAAACCUUUGUCAGUGGCACAUAAAACUCAUUAUAAACGAACUGAACAGGAUCACAAAAGUAGAAGAGAAACGGUUGAAACAUUUGCGACGCGAAAAAGCGCGGCAGGUAAAAGAAGCAAAACUUAUAGAACGAUUAAUAAAAAAAGAAAGGGAAAUCCAAGAAGCUGAAAAAGAACUAGAACCAUUACCCGAAACACAUUAUUGUAACAUCCUAUCUACAACAAUCCCUUGCUAUGGUCCAAAUCACAGCGCUUGUUCCAGCAAAAGAGAUAAUUUACGGUGCAAGCCUAAAAAAAUAAAAAAUAAAAAACACAAAAGCGUUGCAAGGCCGUGCUUUGUGUGUGCCAUGUAUGAUAACUGUUACACUCCUGUAGGAGGCCGAUGUUACCACCAAAAGGAUUCGUUCAAUGAAAGAUUCUCCAAUUUCUGUUAUCGUAUUUGUUGUCAAUUCUACUGCUGCGUGACAGUCAUAUUGAUCUUAGGUAUCUUAUUUACAUGUUUCUGCUGACCAAUUGUAAACAUUUAAAUACCUACAACUCGAUUAUAAAUAAAAUUGAUUUUUA